UAUCAUAAUUAUGCUUGAAAGCUUCCUGACAGUUUCCUGGGACUGCUACUUAUAGUCAAGUCAUAAAAAAAUAGCUACAAAUCUACUGCACUUUGUAUCAAUCACUGCAAGAGGGAGAAAGAAAAAGAAGACUCUCUCUUUCACUUUUUAAAACAAUUUUUACAAAGAUUGCAACCACUGUUCUCCUCUCCUGAUGCUUGCUCUCAUGAUGUCUUCUUCACUCAGCAACACUAGCAAGACAGGAGGAGGCCCUCGAAGGCAUAGCUUCAACACUCUUGAUGAUGCUGCUAAACAGUUUGAGCUGCAGCAAGAAGAACCGCCAACCAGUCCCGGGAGCAGGAGUAGUCCUACCGGAGGAAGAGGAUCCCCUCCAUUAGUAAUGAAAACUCAUGAUGCUCCAGUUCCUACUACGACUAGUAAUAGCUCAUCUACUGCGGUCGCUAAGGAAGACAGUUCCUCCCGCAAGCGGGAACGAACCAGCAGCAGUAGCAAUGAUGAAGCAGAGGAGACAAGUAGCUCUUCUAAGAGGCCCACAGCUAGCAACUCGCCACCAGUUUGCAGCAGCACAAGCUCCAGUAAUACAGCCUCUAAUGUCCUCUAUGGGUCUACUCUAGGCUUGAAACAAGAGCAACAUCAUGAAGCUACAGGUGGAGAGAGUCUUUUCUUGCCACAAGAUCCAAACACUUGGAGCGUCGAGCAUGUGUCACAAUGGCUAUCAUGGGCUGUCAAAGAAUUCAGUUUAGAGCAGUUCGACCUGUCGCAGUUUGCACUAACCGGAGAGCAACUUCUCUCGCUUUCUAAAGAAGAUUUCAUGAGACGUGCUCCGCCACACACUGGGGAAGUAUUACUAUCACACCUCAACCUUCUCUGCACUAGAAAUACUGCAAUGUCUAAAUCAAGCGAUGUCAUUGCUGACAUCAAGGUUGCCUCAACAGAAAAUCAAUUACCAGACGGAGAACAGAAAAGCAAUUAUUCUUCACUGGGCUGGACUAAUUAUCUAUGGCCAGGAGCAUCAGUCGGUGAUAUCUCUUAUUGGCUCAAGGCACAGCAAGACUAUGCCACUGGGUCUGUAUUGCAGCCGAAUAAAUCGACUGGAGCUGUAGGUGGCAGCAAUCCUGAACAAAUUUAUUUGAAUAGUCCUCAAAUGAGAGCAGCAGCUGCAGCUGCGGCGGGAUUUUACCCAGCAGUUGCUGCAGCAGGACAGAUAAUAAGUCCAAUGACUUUAACAGGUAUCUCUUAUCCUCUGGGUAGCAAUACUCCUGGCACCAGUGCUAACAGACUGAGAGAUGGUAGGGUCGAUCAGACGACAGCUGCUGGUAUAUUUGACUGGUCUACAGCAUUCAAUACAGGCUCAACUUCUUCUCCACUUCAUUUCAAGAACAUUCCCUCAACACAUACAAAAGUCUCCUCUCCUCUUCUCUCUCCUGUACUUAAGCUGACCAUGGGCCAACCCUCUUCCCCUCUAUCUCAUCUCCCCUCCACAGCAAUGAUGAUACCGCCACCUCCUUCUCUUGCUAAUAUAUCUCCAUUCAUAUCACAUCAAGGUCAGAUACAACUGUGGCAGUUUUUGUUGGAGCUUUUACAAGAUGAGAAACACUCCAAUAUCAUAACGUGGGCCGGGAACGAUGGAGAAUUUAAGCUCCAGGACCCAGAGGCGGUUUCUAUGCUGUGGGGUAUGAGGAAACGCAAACCUAGUAUGAAUUAUGACAAGUUGAGCAGGGCCAUUCGUUAUUACUAUGAUAAGAAAAUAAUGCAUAAAGUGCAUGGGAAGAGAUACGUGUACAAGUUCAAUUUCGAUACAAUAGCUAAGUAUAUCAGCUCUGGUUCUUCGCAAAGCUCAAUACCAAAUGUGAAGAAGGAUGACAGGAGAAGCUUCAGCUUAAAUAAUAAUAAUAACAACAUUCCUGGUAAAGAUGAUCAAAGCUAUUGUCAGGAAGGAAGGGGAAGUGAAGAAGAGCUAAACGAAGGAUUGAUAAUGUCAUCACUGAUAGGAGGAGGCAGUGGAGAGGGUUUUAGCACUAAUGAGAGUGACAUUAAUACUACAGCUGCUGCUUCUAUAACACUGUCUUCUUCAUCAUUGCCUAUGUUUAAUAUACCAGCUGGUAGCAUGCCAACAAUAACACAGGGGACGGUUGACAAUAUAUUCAAUUGAUCGUGGUGCACUCAUUAAAUAUUCAUGAUUCAAUCACGGACUCAUUAUUAUUCAUAGCUCAUUCAUACACUCAUUUCAGGUUUUUACGAUUUAUAAUCAUUUUUGUAAAUAUUAUUAUUUUAAUUUUUAUAGAAUUUUAGUGAAAAGUGAAGGGAA
Molecule: messenger RNA, 2308 nt
Organism: Amphimedon queenslandica
Lineage: Eukaryota; Metazoa; Porifera; Demospongiae; Haplosclerida; Niphatidae
Product: transcriptional regulator Erg-like
Exons: 8
Coding region: 194-2152 (652 amino acids)
Biological process (GO): cell differentiation; regulation of transcription by RNA polymerase II
Cellular component (GO): nucleus
Molecular function (GO): sequence-specific DNA binding; DNA-binding transcription factor activity, RNA polymerase II-specific
Source: RefSeq, a predicted model, not a curated record